Messenger RNA from Phycomyces blakesleeanus NRRL 1555(-), 798 nucleotides. RefSeq lists its product as hypothetical. The record is from RefSeq and is a predicted model, not a curated record. The transcript is spliced from 5 exons. Lineage: Eukaryota; Fungi; Mucoromycota; Mucoromycetes; Mucorales; Phycomycetaceae. Bases 1 to 798 code for a protein of 265 amino acids.
AUGGUUGUAAGCUAUUAUAAAUAUCUUUUCAAGUCAGCAUAUAAAGAAAACCUUAAAUAUAUCAAUUCAUAUCUUCUAAAACGCAGCAAACCAAAAAAACCGUACAAGACGACUACAAGAAAGUCUGUUAAACAAACCACUGGGACAGCAGCAAGCACAAGACAAUGGGAAAUUCUUCCUAGCUUGACAGUUAGUGCAGAGCGAGAUGUCACUGUCCUGUCUGCUUUGUCUAACAUGAGCACCAGACUGAAUGAAUCUCAUUCACUUCUGGAGAAGGUCUACCACAACAUGGGAGCAACCAAUGGCCAGAAUAAUAUUUCGACCUAUAGUCCCAUCAGCCAGGCUCUUAUCACAAGAGAAUAUAUAAAUUGUGGAAGAGAAAACCCAAAGACAUAUUUUAUAUAUGCUUCAAACGGCAAAAGCUUUGCCAGAAAAGAUAGCUUGACAAAAGCAGAUUUCUUGACGCUGGUCCAGAAAGACAAAAACUACAAGGCGAUUCACUUGGCUGACAAGGCAAACCUUGAGUCUAAGUUUGGUGAGGCUGUCGUUGACCUUCUGGACUAUGACAUGUUGUCUGAUAUUGAGUUAGAUGAGGAGAAAAAUAAACCUAGAUAUACUCCUAGAUAUAGACAUUUCUUGGUAGAUGAAUACUUUACUGUUUUGAAGAAACAGAGACUUGCUAACAAGGGACCAGACGUCAUUGGCAAUUCUGUCUAUCCAAUUAUUUUGAGAAACAUCAAGUUAUUGAACAAGAAAAAGGCACGUGUUACUGCUUGGAUUCACACACGCCAACAAUAA